Sipha flava (yellow sugarcane aphid) is the source of this 2192-nucleotide messenger RNA. RefSeq names its product general transcription factor II-I repeat domain-containing protein 2A-like. The transcript has 4 exons. Bases 1 to 2187 code for a protein of 728 amino acids. The record is from RefSeq and is a predicted model, not a curated record. NCBI's taxonomy places the organism in Eukaryota, Metazoa, Arthropoda, Insecta, Hemiptera, Aphididae.
AUGUCCGCGUUCAGCUGGCCCGCGAACCGCAGCCCGGCCGUCGCGCCGGACAUGCACCCGGUUGUCGGCCAGGUACGUAUUGUGCGCCGCGCUGAUCAACCGGGCGGCGCACAGCGCUGUGUUAAACGGUUCGCCGAUGCCGUCGUCCGCGUCGCACGGUCGCGGCCCCAACGUGCUGAACGUGUUGACCGUCAGGCCCGGUAUAAAAUAAACACGGAGACAUGCAGACUAGGAAUGAUUAUGUUCGUCAAAGUAUACUUCACCUUACCUACUGCCGAUAUCAUAACUGGAGGUGUUUACAUAUACCCAUUACAGAAUCGAGUAUGUUUUCCAAAAAAACGUAAAGUUGACAAUGAAAACAGAAAGUUUCUGGCCGAGUGGACCGAACAAUAUUGUUUUACACUUCCAGUAAGAGCUGGAGCCGUUCCAGUUUGUCUUAUAUGUAACAGUACAGUUGCUGUCGUUAAAUGUGCUAAUUUAAAGCGUCAUUAUGAUACAAUGCAUAAAGAUUUUGAAAAAAAAUUUCCUCUUAACAGUGCAGCGCGUAAAAAUAAGCUCCAAGCGUAUCUCUUGUCUUAUAAAAAUAGUACGACUAUGUUAGUACAAAGUAUGACUGGGCAAGAAAAGUCAGUAGAAGCAGCAUUGCGUGUUUGCUGGACGUUAAAUAAACACCAAAAACCAUUUACAGACUCAGAAAUUGUAAAAGAGUGUAUGUUGGAAGUAGCCACUGCACUUUUUGAAGAAAAAAAGGACAUAAUUAAUGCUAUUCAAAGUAUUCCUCUAUCAGCAAGAAGCAAUACAAGAAGAACAGAACUAUUGGCCGAUGACAACAAAAAUAAUUUAAUUCACAUUUUACAGAUGGCUCCUUGCUACGCUAUUGCAAUUGAUGAGUCACGUGAUAUUGUUGAUUCUGAGCAAAUUUCAAUUUUUGUGCGCUUUUUAGACGUUGAAAGUAGAGUAUUUAGAGACGAGUUGCUAGCAUUAUUGCCAUUGAAAUGCAAGACUCGUGGAGAAGAUUUGUUUAAAACUUUUGACGACUUCAUGACUAAAUCAAAUAUUAGUUAUGAUAAAAUUGUGUCUAUUUCAACUGAUGGCGCACCGGCAAUGAUUGGUAAAGAAAAGGGAUUUGUUAAGAGAAUCAAGGAUAAGAAUGCUGAAAUACUUUCAUAUCAAUGUAUAAUUCAUCAAACAUCCCUGUGUGGCAAACUUAGUACAACACUGAAGGAAGUAAUGGACAUAAUGAUCAAGUUGAUUAAUUUUUUGAGGUCCCGAUCUGCUCUUCAGCACAGGCAGUUUAAAGAUUUUUUAUUUGAAUGUGAUUCAGUGUAUUCGGAUUUACUUCAAUAUAACAAUGUCCGUUGGUUAAGUAAAGGCAAAGUGAUCGAACGUUUUUGGAGUAUAAAAGAAGAAGUUAUCACGUUCUUGGUAAACUUGGAUUCAGUAGAAUCAAAGCAGUAUCAUAAAUUCUUAACAAAUGAGAGCAAUAUGCUAUCUGUGGCGUUUUUAAAAGACAUUCUUGGAUAUUUAAAUGUACUUAAUACUGAGUUACAAGGGCAAAAAAAGUUAAUUUGUGAUCUGAUAUCAAGUGUAUUUGCUUUCCGACGAAAACUUGAAAUCUUUGAAGAAGAUAUAAAAAAUCAAGAUUUUAUUCAUUUUCCAACAAUCCUAGAAUAUAAAAAGACUCCCGACAUAGACUGCAGUAUGUUUUUAAGUUUUUUGUCAGACCUUGGUGAAGAAUUUCGUAAGAGAUUCAAAGACUUUGCAGAAAUUGGAAAACUGUCUCAAUUUUUAAAAAAUCCGUUUGAAGUUUCUCCGACUGGAGAAUGGAUUGACGUUGCUACAAAAUUAUUUAAACUUCCAAAAUCUUCACUUCAAAUUGAAAUUAUUGAUUUGCAAGAAGAUAUCUCAUUGCAAAUGUAUAAAACUUCGUCCACUGAAGAUUUUUGGAUAAAGCAUGUCUUGGAUAAAUACAUGAACUGUAAAACCCUUGCCAUAAAAUUAGCUACUAUGUUUGGCUCCACUUAUGUAUGUGAAACUUCGUUUUCAAAAAUGACGUUUUUAAAAAACCGAUACCGUUCAAGAUUAACAGAUCACCACCUUGAAAACACUUUACGCAUCAGUUGUUCUCCAAGAGUACCAGAUUUUAAAAAACUAGCUCAAGAAAAGAAAUGUCAUUUUUCUCAUUAAUACAA